Molecule: messenger RNA, 2732 nt
Organism: Cyprinus carpio (common carp)
Lineage: Eukaryota; Metazoa; Chordata; Actinopteri; Cypriniformes; Cyprinidae
Product: adenylate kinase isoenzyme 5-like
Biological process (GO): nucleoside triphosphate biosynthetic process
Cellular component (GO): cytosol; cytoplasm
Molecular function (GO): AMP kinase activity; ATP binding
Source: RefSeq, a predicted model, not a curated record
GCCCGGAGGUCAUCGGCGUCAAAGCAGAGGAGAACAACCCAAUGCGAUGAUGCAAGACAGCACAGCUGCUCCGACGGUGAAACGCAACAGAUGAGCAGAUAGACACAGCUGCUGCUCUAUACCGACUUACGAACGCAGCUCUGGAUAACUGAAAAGAAUGAACACAAACGACGCGAAGGAAUACCUCUCCAAACGACAGAUCCCACACCUUUUUGAGAGCAUGUUAACAGGGCUGAUGUACCACAGGCCCGAGGACCCUUUGGCAUUCUUGGAGAGUUGCCUGCAGAAAACACGAGACCUCGGGGGUCCUGAAUGUGUGGCCUGGGACACUUUCAUUACACCUGAUCGAAAACCUCUACCACCAAUCACCCCAGCACAGGGAAAGAAAACCCCCUGCAAACUCGACAGUGGUCCUGGUCCAGGCCCUGGACCUUACCGUCGAUAUGACAGGUUGCCACCAAUCCAGGCCCAGUUCUCCAUAGACAGUGACUCAGACAUGACAGAGUCCUCAGGGCUCAUACAGGAAUAUGAUGUCUUUGACCCAUCAAAACCACGACCACACAUUAUAUUCAUUAUAGGUGGACCGGGCAGUGGGAAGGGCACUCAGACAGCUAAACUUGCACAUCACUAUGAUUACGAGCAUGUGUCUGUGGGGGAAAUUUUAAGGAACCAGCUGUUGCAUCAUGCCCCCAGUGACAGGAAAUGGGAGUUGAUUGCUCAGAUCAUAGCCAACGGAGAACUGGCACCUCAGGAGACGACUAUUGAAGAGCUGAAACAUCAGUUUAUCAAAAAGCAGGAUGCUAAAGGAUUCAUUGUGGAUGGAUUCCCCAGAGAGAUCUCCCAGACUUUCACCUUUGAGGAGCAGAUUGGCUCCCCAGACUUGGUGAUUUUGCUUGCCUGCUCCAAUCAGCAACUCCGGCAGCGUCUAGAGAAAAGAGCUUCCCAGCAGGGCCGUCCCGACGACAACACUCACGCUAUUGAGAAGAGACUAGAUACUUUCAAACACAAUAUCACACUCAUAGCCAAGUACUACCAGGAGAGAGGACUUAUUGUAAGGGUCGAUGCUGAUCGAGAAGAAGAUGACAUUUUCACAGACAUUUGUACCAUUGUAAAGGAGAGAUUGUUCCCUAGUGACACAAAUGCAAGCAGUGCUGAAGAUCUUUAGAGGGACGUCUAAACAUCCAAACAGCUGCUGCCAUUAAAUCCAAAAUGUCAAAAGCAGCCUGCCAAACAUUUUAUUUGACCAUCAUUUUCCACCAAUAAACUUAUGGGUCAGAGUCGAGGAUCAGGGAAAAGGGUCAAGGAAGUAAUAUAAUAUACUGUAGAAUUUACACUUGUUGUUGCCUCUAUUUGUACUUCACUGUGAAUCUUCUUUUUUGCAGUAAUUGAAUAAGAAUGACUUUUUAGAGCAGAACCUAUUUUUUUUCCCAACAUUUUGUUUCUUAAUUUUAAUGUUGUUUUGACUUGAUAUUAUUAAUGUAUAUUUGGAGCUCAAGCCAGAAAUAAUGUGAGUUGCUAAAAACGCAUAAAAAUUAUAAUGCAAUAACACAAUAACAAAAUCAAAUGUUUUCAAACAAAUUGACUCACCUAUUCCUGCAAAAACAUUAAAAGGAUUAAAUGAUUACUGAUAAAUAACUCAUUUACUUAUAAACACAACAUUUCUGGUUUUAUCUUACUCCACAAUAUAAGCACACUGGAGAGAGACUAAAAUAAUAAUAAAAUAAAUAAAUAAAGGGGGAGAGAGAGAGGUGCUACAAAAGUGUCCUCGGGCUGUGUUCUCAUUAAUAAAUAUUCAUUCCAGCUGUGCCAAUUUUUCACAGUGAGACAUCAGUGAACACAGACUCUCUGCCCUUGCUGACAGACCUUGUCCUUGACCGUUCACUCAAGUGCCAAAAUAUUGCUUCUUUAAAUACUGAGGAGUCCUGAAAUGUAAACACACCUACUGAAAGAUGAUACACAGAAAUUAGUGGAAAAACAAGUAGUAAAAGUUUAUUAAACAUCAGUAUCUAUUUCAUGUUUUUCUACCCUCACAUUGCUUGUGCAUUUUCUGGACAAAAAUUCACAAUUGGGCCACUAGAUGGCAGGCUUUUAUUCCUUAACAAUAAUUUGUUCAAUACCCUCACUGAUUUGAAAGCGUUAACUCACAGAUGUCCACAAUUAUACCCUGUUCUGCCUCUUUAAUUCUUGACUUUUGAGUAUGUAAACAGAUUAAUAAAAAUAAAAUCUUUAAAAAAAUUGCUUGGAAAAACGUGAGCUCCGAGUAUGCUUUUAACUACACUAGAUAACAUUAACCCUAAAAAGACCACGGUAUCUUUGUUUGGUGCUAAGUGUGUUUAAAAUACUGUGUUAUAAACAGCAACACUGUGAUGGAGUUCUGGUAUGUGCUGCCUCUCAGAAUAGAUCCACCCUUAUCACCUGUCUGGCAAAUUACUAGCAGCUUUUAGUGGCACGAUAGGAGACUCCUCUAUACUUGCACAAAAUACAGCUUCAGGUUUUCUUAAAGUAUAAAUUGAAUUACUGCAUCUACAUGUGACAAAUGCACAGUAAUCCGUAUGUUGUUCAGAAAAAUCUCCUCUUUCGUGUUCUGGACUAACAUAAUCAGUUUGCUUUUGGAUGGUUAUAGAGCUUAAACCGAAUAAUAUCACCUUUGUGCAAUUUUUUACUCUUCUAAUCUGCUGUAUGUUCUUGAACUUUUCCCCUCUUAAUAAUUAUUUUCUUUCUUCUGAUGAACA